AUGAAGAGUGCCAUCUUGUUGAUACUCUUAUUGCUCCUGCAGUUGUUGCAUUGCUAUAGACCGCUAACAAAUGAAUCUCUCAGACAUUUGUCCAAGCUGAACGAUGAAGAACGGCUUUCUGUCAACGGCAGUUUGUUGAGGCCACUGUUGGUUGAAAGAGUAUCGGGCACAUUGGCAAAUGAACAAGUACGUCAGUAUAUCAUAGAUCACUUCAAGAAGCUGGAUUGGCAUGUAGAAAUCGACGAAUUUGAAGACAUGACACCAUUUGGAGUAAAAUCAUUUGCCAACGUUAUUGUCACUCACGAUGUGAACAAGCCUACUCGACUUGUAUUAGCAGCACAUUAUGAUUCCAUGUAUUCGCCCGAUUUCGAGUUUAUUGGAGCAACUGACAGCGCCGUUCCUUGCGGCAUUCUCAUGAACAUUGCAGAGACUCUGAACGAAUAUCUAUCGUCCAGCUACUACAAUACAGAAAAGACGGUUCAGAUGAUAUUUUUCGAUGGAGAAGAGGCAUUUCAACAAUGGAGUCCUACGGAUUCCAUCUACGGAGCAAGGCAUUUAGCACAGCAUUGGGAAUCAGCAUUAGUUAGCCAUCCAAAGAAAGUAUUCAAGAACAAAUUAGAUCAAAUUGAAGUGAUGGUCUUGCUGGAUUUAUUAGGAGCAACCAACUCACAAUUCCCCAACUUUUAUCGCUCGACAAGCUGGUUGUAUGAGAAAUUGAUGAACCUGGAACACAGAUUAAAUAACCAGUCAGUUCUCAAAACUGUUUCAGCAAAGACGGGUGAAGCCUUAAUAUCUCUAUUUAAUCCAUAUUCUGCCUUGACAUACAGAGGAGAAGCGAUAGGAGAUGAUCAUGUUCCAUUCUUGAUCCGUGGCGUGAAUAUCUUGCACAUGAUACCAUACCCAUUUCCCAAUGUAUGGCACAAUAGACUAGAUAAUGCAGACUGUAUAGAUCAAGCUGUAGUUGAAAACUUGGCCGUCAUUUUUCGUACCUUUACCGCAGAAUAUUUAGAAUUGAAUCCCUUACCACAUAAUGAAUUGUAA
Molecule: messenger RNA, 1041 nt
Organism: Mucor velutinosus
Lineage: Eukaryota; Fungi; Mucoromycota; Mucoromycetes; Mucorales; Mucoraceae
Exons: 2
Coding region: 1-1041 (346 amino acids)
Molecular function (GO): glutaminyl-peptide cyclotransferase activity; zinc ion binding
Source: RefSeq, a predicted model, not a curated record